Molecule: messenger RNA, 258 nt
Organism: Huiozyma naganishii CBS 8797
Lineage: Eukaryota; Fungi; Ascomycota; Saccharomycetes; Saccharomycetales; Saccharomycetaceae
Exons: 3
Coding region: 1-258 (85 amino acids)
Source: RefSeq, a predicted model, not a curated record
AUGAGACCCGUUGUAUCAUCCGGCAAAGCCUGGUUUUGCACUGUACUGUCUGCGUUUGGUGUGGUGAUCCUGUCAGUGAUCGCACACCUGUUCAACACCAACCACGAGAGUUUCGUCGGGUCCAUAAACGACCCUGAAGACGGCCCAGCUGUUGCCCGUACCGUUUCGCUUGCUGCCUUGGUGUACCUCCUGUUCCUUCUGUUCUGCGGGUUUCAAGCUUAUCUGUCGACCAAGAAACCGUCAAUUGAACUCCGCUAG